AUGUUUGCCUCGGUUCCUUUAUUCCUCGCUUUAGCGGGGAGUGCUCUCUCGACUCCAGCUAAUGUCCUAUUCAAGAGAGGCGACACCGUGGAUAAUAAUUCCUGUUUCAAUGAUCCGAACCUCCCGGCACCUCAGCCUAAGAGCCUUGGUGGCCUUGAUCAUAACUGGAUGACACUCCACUGCGAUAUUCCGGAGGUUGCUAACGUCGGAGGGAAAUACUCGCCGCGCGAACGAUGGGUUGCAGCCCAGGCAACCAACGCCCUUGCUGCAGCUCAGAUCUGCUGGAUAAUGUCCAAGGACCAAACGGCCAACAAGUUCACCUUCUCGCAGAGUGUAAGCAACUUUAUUCAUGGCAAGGACGGCAUGAAGUGCGAGAUACUUGAUGCUUCUGGCGGAUCUCUCUCUGGUUGCAGCGAGACAAGCGUAUGUGACGAAGCUGGCCAUGCUGCCGGCUUUCAAAUCCUCAAUUCUAUGGCCACAAUUCAUAGAGUGCAUCAGGGAACGUACGAUGCUCUGGAGGCAGCGAAGGUUAACAUCAUUGGGAGAGUCGGCGAGUUUGCGAAAGUUUUUUCUCCUCGAAUAGACGAGCUGAGAGCGUUGAAGAUUUUUCUGGAUGUCAUCGGGAUGGGAUUCGCGCUUGCUGCAGCGCCGGUGUGGAACUCUGCGCUCAAGGUUGGAUGGCUUGCUUCCAAUGGCAACACCCUCGGAACGCUUAAAGAUUCCGUCAAUGGGAUGGUGUCUAAUGGUCUAACGCUUGGCAAAGAUGUUGCUACUCAAGCCAACAGCGCCCUUGGAGCCCAGAACAGCCUAUCAAACAGAAUCACCAUCCUUAUUAAUGCAUGGAAACAGAAGGUCGCGGAUACGAAUGCUAUGAUGUUCUCCGGCAGCAACGAUCAUAGUGGAAUGCAGUUACUAUUGAACAUGAUGGAUGAAGGGAAGCUCCUUGAUUAUACCGACAUCGUUAAGACAUCUCUGGCUGGCCCAAUUAUCGAGAGGAUACUUUGGGCUAUCAUGAUUCCUUGGGCUUGGUCUAUGUCAAACGCUGGCAUUUACCCAUUCAUUAUGAUUUCCGAUGAUGAAGGCGAGCGGAACCGAUGCACCAAUCUAGAGACAGGAAAGAAAUACAUUGCUGACUACGAAAAAGUCUUUGUCUGUGUUGAUGGCAAGUCCUACUGGCUCGUGAAUGUCGCUGGAGGAGCACAAGUAUCAUGUGGCUAUUACGACCAAGACGUAAUUUGUGAAGACAACUAUUUCAGCCCACUGCCUGGAACUGACCAGCUUCUCACUAAUGGAAAAAACAAUCCUUGGGGAAGUUUGACCAUAGGCGACAUUGUCACUAGCUCAAUCAAUAGUUACAAAGCCAAUGGCAACAAGCCUGGCUUUGUCUUGGACAUGUCAAAGGGCUCAUCCGUCGAUGAGCUUGCUUCGAAAGGGGUACAGGCCGCAGGGGUUUUUACUCUACCAAUAUGUACCAGAGAGGAGGCAUGGUAUAACUGGUUUGACGGUCCUCUCGCCAGUAAAGCGAAGAACUAUCCUUGUAACUGA
This is a messenger RNA of Venustampulla echinocandica, 1545 nucleotides long. RefSeq lists its product as uncharacterized. Bases 1 to 1545 code for a protein of 514 amino acids. NCBI's taxonomy places the organism in Eukaryota, Fungi, Ascomycota, Leotiomycetes, Helotiales, Pleuroascaceae. The record is from RefSeq and is a predicted model, not a curated record. The transcript is spliced from 4 exons.